ACUGCAGGCCAGUACUCUGAGAGUAAACUGUCGUGUGUUGAGUGUCCAGUGCAUUCAGUUUAAAUAAGUAAUUUGUGUUUUAUGAUACAUAUUUUAAUUUGUCAAGUAGCGAAAGGCAGAAUGUGCACGAAGAGCGUCUGUCUCCGCUCCCUCCUAAUUAUUUUGAGUUCGUUCAUUUCUUGCUGUCCAGCUGUUGAAAACACCACGAAAUGUGGACUCAGGUGUUCGCAGGGUCUGCAAUGCAUAAACAAAAACCUGACUUUCAAUGUGCAGCACCGUUACUGCCGUGAGCCUCCAUCAUCCUUGCCCUCCAAAGUUUUGGAGGAUCUCAAAAUAUUUACAGUGUUGAAAUGCAGAAAGGAGCGACAAUGUUCCAUUCACCUCAAAGCUAAAGGGACAUUGAUUCUUAAUGAACAUAUCCGUGGUGUGGAAAUGUGCUCUUUUUCAAUGACAACGUUACGAUACCAAUGUGUUAUUGUGAAAUUCAAUAAACAUGGAUAUAAGAAGUUUAUAGGACAUCCUGUACAAAUUGAAUAUGAUUGUUUCAAUGCUGAAAUGGAAGAAUAUACUCAAGUGACACUUAGGACAAUUCCUUACUAUUGUGAUGUCUUCAUAAAACAGGAAUACGAAGUAGGAGAUUGCACUGAUAAAGAUAUUGGAAAAAGUAUCUCAACCUGUAUAGCUGGAAAAUUAGACUAUGUUAUUGAUGAAAAACAGAAGUCAUUGUCUGUUCAAGUUUCUGAAAUCGUAGAAGAUCUUGCCUACCAUGUGCGCUUAUGCCACAAAUGGUUUAUUUGUGAAGAUUUGGGAACCAGUGCAUUGAUUAAAGUCCAAGACUCCAAAGAAGUCACCUUGCCAUACUCUCGGAUAUUGCCCUGUUUGUGUAUUGAGGGCUGGUCAGCACUGCCUGAUGCUAGAAGGGUACAACUUUGUCCGUUUAAAAACUAUACAGCUGAGCUUUGGAAUGGUAUAACAUAUGAUCAUGUAUCACAGGAAUUGGCCUGGGAACAGGUCUGUCCUAUGGAAGUCAGUGUAAACCUCUGCUGGAUGAUUAGAAGCAGUGACCAUUGCAUUGAUCUACAAAAUUCCUUCCACAAAAGACAACAUAAAGUCAGGUAUUCACGCGUAGAUCCACAUCCAAGACUUUGUGUAAAGUUUACCACAAGUGAAGGUGUUUGGGUCAGAUGUCCUUUUUCUUUUGGAUAUUCACCAGCUUGGAACAUGACUUUUGAUGAGCAGUACAGUAAGCUUCAGUUUACAUUCAAGACUUUGAACAAGGCUGACUUCAAGAUGGCGUUGUGUAACAGGACUGCCCCCCAUGAGUGUGACCCACUGAAGGAGCUGCAGGUUACUGCAAAUACGGUUGGUGCCUACACUCGAGUUUUUAACCUGUCACAGGAAGAAUAUGACAGCAAUUUUUGUAUACAGGGAUGGCGGACAGAUGUAGAAUAUUCUGUUCGGAUUCAGUUCUGUGACAUCAUGUGGAUUACAGAAUUAAAAGCCACGGGUACUUCCUCAACGUAUACCUGGCCAGUUGCAAUCAUUAUGAUUUUAGUGAUUCUACUGACUGUGAUCCUUGUUGCAGGAUACAUGGUCUGCAGAGCUCUUCAUCGUCCAUACAGAAAAGUGGCUCAGCAUUCAAGCCAGUCAUCCAAAAGAAUGUCCGUGGACACACAAGAAGUCUCUCCCCUCUCAAGUUUUUAAUCAUAUACAUCGAGCUCAGCAAAGAUUUUGCUAAAUUUCUCUGUGAAAUGAAGAGAACAUUUACUCUGAGCUGCUUCUGUGAAAAGAAGGUUUAGAACAUUGAGCAGAUCUCCUACUAUUUAUUGCAGCAUACGUUGCCUAAGAUUGUGGGUGCAACACUUAUUCUAGUUUUAUCAGAAGCACACAUAGAAAAGCUUCAAUACUCAUUUAUGAAGAAGUGAAAAGACAAUAAGCUUGAGAAUAGAUAUUUUGUUGUUCUGCUUUUGAUAAUGGACCAACCUUUUGUUUUCAGGUCUAAGUAUGUAAAGGUGCAGACAAUCCAGAUGUAGCUAGUUAUUCAACUAGUAUACUCUGAAUUAAAUGUAUUAUUGUGGUGCUUGCAGCUAUAGAAUACAUCGAGUAUUUUUCAUCUUUUUGCCCUUAGAUUAGUGAUUCCUUAUAGUUGAUGGUAGCUGUAGAGUUAAGAAGUUUUUUAGCUAUGACAAAGGGUCAGUUAGACUCGAAACAUCAGCUCUUUUAUCUCCUGACAGAUGCUGCCAGACCUGCUGAGAUUUUCCAGCAUUUUCUCUUUUGGUUUAAGAAACCCUUUUUUUUCUUAGUUUAUCCAUGAAUCUAGGUGUUAAUGUGUGUCUAGAUUCUUCAGGGAUUGGCAUAUCUUUGCCUGAUACAGAGAAUUCGGAAGUUCUUUUAUUUGCACAAAGCCAAUUGCAUAUUUUCUCAUUCUCUCUCUCUCUCUCUCUCUCUCUGUCUCUCUCUCUCUAAAGUAUUAAUGACAUAAGUGGCGGUGUAAAAUGUGUCUAAAUGCUCAAGUAUGGUUUAACUCAUUCCAAUUUGUACCAAUUGUAAAGAUUUGGAGUAGCAAUUGUAUACUUCUGUAUAAGUAUUUUGUAAAUACCUUUGUGACUAUCUAUUCAGAAAGAUAUUUUUGGUGGCCAGUGUACAAUGCUGAAAUUAAAAUAUUUUAACUGUAACUUAAUUCAGGACUGAAGUAAUUGAGUUGAGAAAUAUUAAACACUUUAUCCAUCAACAUUUGUCUCCACUAGAUAGUUUGGAAUAUCUAUCAAAAGCAACUUGUACAAUUAUGUGUUUGCUAAUGUUUUGAUAUUGAAAAUGUACUGUUUAGUAUUAUACUUUAUCUAACAUUGCUUUAUUUUAGAAAUUGCCUUUUUCAAUGUUACAACAUACAUUCAAACCAGUAUUAGUGACUCAACAGCGAGGAACUUAGUCCAUUUUAUAAGUGUAUUUUGAAAGGUGUUUACUGAGAUUGUUUGCUGGUAGAACUUAAUUUUCUUGUCUGAAACCUCUGGUUCAGGAACAGUUUUGGAAAGGUUCUUGAGGUGAAACAAUACAAGAUUUAUGAAAUGGCAAAAACAUUGAAUAUAAUUGAUUUUUCUUCGACACAAAAUAUUAUGAUGUUUAAGUGGAAUUGGUUGCACUGAAUAUCCUGCUGUGCUCUUCAUGGUUACUGAAAUAUUUGCUCAAUAUGUAUAUGUAAAUUGGAAAAAUGGUUGUAUUACAGACUCAUUA
This is a messenger RNA of Hemiscyllium ocellatum (epaulette shark), 3231 nucleotides long. RefSeq names its product putative interleukin-17 receptor E-like. The transcript has 18 exons. NCBI's taxonomy places the organism in Eukaryota, Metazoa, Chordata, Chondrichthyes, Orectolobiformes, Hemiscylliidae. Gene Ontology annotation, molecular function: interleukin-17 receptor activity. Bases 82 to 1704 code for a protein of 540 amino acids. The record is from RefSeq and is a predicted model, not a curated record.